Messenger RNA from Arachis duranensis, 973 nucleotides. RefSeq names its product acireductone dioxygenase 2. NCBI's taxonomy places the organism in Eukaryota, Viridiplantae, Streptophyta, Magnoliopsida, Fabales, Fabaceae. The record is from RefSeq and is a predicted model, not a curated record. The transcript is spliced from 7 exons. Gene Ontology annotation, molecular function: acireductone dioxygenase [iron(II)-requiring] activity. The coding region runs from base 149 to 751 and encodes 200 amino acids.
CAGAUUCAACUAACCAGAAAGCGGGGGCCAGGACAUGUUGGUCAAAACGCGCAAACUCUCUGUUUGGGUUGACACUGCUUUUUUUAACUAACAAUCGCGUCUCCACGAAGCGCAGAAUCAAAAUCUCCCAAACAACACCUCAACCACCAUGGCUUCCUCCAUCAAGGAUCCCCGAGAGGAAGUCCUUCAAGCAUGGUACAUGGAUGAUAGUGAAGAAGAUCAGAGGCUUCCUCACCACAAAGAACCCAAGCAGUUUGUGUCAUUGGAGCAACUUGCCGAACUUGGAGUUCUUAGUUGGCGAUUGGAUGCUGAUAACCAUGAAACAGAUCCAGAGCUGAAAAAGAUCCGUGAAGAACGGGGCUAUACCUACAUGGAUGUCUGUGAGGUCUGCCCGGAAAAGUUGCCAAAUUAUGAAGAAAAAAUCAAAAGUUUCUUUGAAGAACACCUUCACACUGAUGAGGAGAUCCGCUUUUGUGCUGCUGGAAGUGGUUAUUUUGAUGUUAGAGAUCGAAAUGAUGCUUGGAUUCGUGUAUGGGUAAAGAAAGGAGGAAUGAUCAUCUUACCUGCUGGAAUUUAUCAUCGCUUCACACUUGAUGAGAGCAACUACAUUAAGGCUUUGCGAUUUUUCGUUGGUGAACCAAUUUGGACUCCGUACAAUCGCCCACACGAUCAUCUGCCUGCGAGAGAGGAAUAUAUCAAGGCUUUUGUGGAAAAUGAUGUUGCCAAACAAACUGUUGAUGCCGCUGCCUAAGAUUGGAUGAAAAGACUAUGAUUUCACUGCUUUAAAACAAGAGUUGAACUCAAAAGAAUUAAUGCUACCUCUGGAUAAAGAUGCUACUCUUUAUGUUGUUUGUGUUAUUCACCCAUUAACUUUGAUGGUGUUCAAAAGUUUAAUGCAAGCGUUGUUUUUUUAAUAUGAUGGACAUCAGCAUAUCAGCAUUUUAUUGUAAUAAUAUGUUCUUCUUUGGCUGUA